AUGAAAUUUGCAACCCAACAAGCCCAUGCGGCCAAGGAUGACAGAACUGUGAAUGUUUCAUUCUUCUUAAAUGCGCGUGGUGAGCAGCUUGAAAGAACGACCGAAGUGUUAUUGGAACGAGUGCCUUUGCCACCCGAUCAUGACACUCAGAAAAUACUACCUCGCCUUAGCCGCCGCUUCCACCUCAGGGAUACAGCAGACCACGACCAGCAUAUAUUCCAACUAAUCCAUCGCAACUUCCGUAUCCACCUGGGUCUCUGGGACGAAGAACACACAACAGAAGAGUGUGCGCGGUUCCGACACCCCAAGGUAGGCAUGGUGAUGCAAAUGGUGCUCUUUCAGUCUAUGAACUUGGGGUUUAAGGGGGAGUGCCGGUGCUGGGCGAGGGAGCAACUGGAGAGACUCGGCCGCGGGACGGAUGUGUUUCCGGGGAUGGCGUUCAUAAAUGCGCAUGCGGCGAUGGAUCGGUUUUCGGGGGAUGUGCAGGAUAAGGUGGGGCUGGUGCCGUUGCGUCACAGGGUGGUACCCGUGGUGAGGCAAAUCCGGACGUAG
Aspergillus aculeatus ATCC 16872 is the source of this 552-nucleotide messenger RNA. RefSeq lists its product as uncharacterized. The record is from RefSeq and is a predicted model, not a curated record. NCBI's taxonomy places the organism in Eukaryota, Fungi, Ascomycota, Eurotiomycetes, Eurotiales, Aspergillaceae. The transcript has 2 exons. Bases 1 to 552 code for a protein of 183 amino acids.